AUGUCCGACUACGAAAGAAUCCGUCUCGUUUUAUUAGGUGGACAAGGAGUUGGUAAAUCGUGUAUAGUGAAAAGAUUUCUUUUCAACACGUAUUCCGACAAGUAUAAAAGUACCGUCGAAGAUCUUUACAGCAGAGAAUACGAUCUCGGUCCGGUAACGCUUAAAUUGGAUAUACUCGACACGUCCGGUGACAUGCAAUUUCCGGCAAUGAGAAGACUAUCGAUAGCCACAUCUCAUGCUUUCCUAUUAGUUUAUGCCACGACAUCCGAAUCUAGUUUUCAAGCCGUUAAACAGUGUUUCAAUGAGAUAAGAGAACAAAGAGCCGAUCACCAAGAGAUACCCAUCGUUGUCGUGGGUAACAAAUUGGAUUUGGCUGCAACCCACAGGGAAGUUUCCAUAGAAGAUGUUUCCGAAUGGUUGUAUUGCGAAUUACCAAGACUCAGAGCAAAAAUAGUCGAAUGUUCGGCCAAAGACGGGUACAACAUAAAAGAAAUAUUUCAAACUCUUCUUUCCCUAUCGAAAAUAAUUCCAGCAAAUAAUACGGAAUCGACUGGAGGAUUGAAAAGACGAUCGAGCGCAUAUGUGAGCACAAAUAAAGGAGGUAGACGAAUAGCAAGUCCGGCAACAUCCGAUUUCAGUAGAACGGAAACGACGACUAAUAAUCCGAUAACUGAUAACGGUCAAGGUGGAGGAGGAGCAGCAUCAGGUUCGGACACGUCCAAAUCAAAACCUAGAAGCAGAAGUUUAAUAAGAAGAUCGAGUAGGAAAACAAAACAACAAAUGAGAGAAGUACACGGAGAAGUCGAUCAGUGUCACGUGUCCUAA
This is a messenger RNA of Pediculus humanus corporis (human body louse), 825 nucleotides long. Its product is annotated as GTP-binding protein Di-Ras2, putative. Gene Ontology annotation, molecular function: GTP binding; GTPase activity. The transcript has 2 exons. The coding region runs from base 1 to 825 and encodes 274 amino acids. The record is from RefSeq and is a predicted model, not a curated record. Lineage: Eukaryota; Metazoa; Arthropoda; Insecta; Psocodea; Pediculidae.